GAACCGAGGAUCCCAGGAGGUGUCACAAAAGCCAUGAAUGGCAUAGGAGGGUCCUGGCUUGGAGGAGGGUUGUUUCGCUUCCUGUCAUCACUUCUCGGAGGUUGUCUCCAAAAAUAUCCCCUGGAGAAGAGAAAGUCGGUAACCACCAACAAUUUACAACUAAGAGGAUGCCGAGCAGCACAGCAGAGGUCUAAAGGUGGAAACAUUUCCCGUCUUGCUACACAAGUGAAAGAACGAGAGCUCAUAACAUUUUCUACCACCUGUCUUCUUUUCCUGCUCCGUUUCUGGUCUUGUGGACAGUUCCUCCUGCUCUCUUCAUCUGCCAAUGAAUACCACCAACUCCACCGAAUGCCCAUCUCAAGAGCUGCAUUCGGCCAUCCCUGCGUUCCUGGGCAUCUUCUCAGUGGGCGGCUUAGUCUUCAAUGCCUUCAGUUUAUGGAUCUUCUGGUUCACUCUCAAGCGCUGGAAUUCUAGCACCAUGCUCCAGUUCAACCUCGCUUUGGUGGACACCAUGAUCCUUCCGGUCACCCCUUUGAUGGUGACCUACUUCAGCAUGGGCAACGACUGGCCGUUCGGGGAGUUCCUCUGCCAGUUCGAAGCCUUCACCCUCAGCACCCACCUCUAUGGCAGCAUCUACUUCUUGAUGCUCAUCAGCAUCCAUCGGUACCAAGUCAUUGUCCAUUACAAAGCCAAGACCUUCUGGAGAAGUAAGUCCUCCUUGAAGAAGCUCAUCAUGGCCUUCUGGGCAAUCCUCCUCCUGCAAGGGCUUCCCAUCUUCUUCUUCCUGAAGACCUCGGUCAUCGACGGCAAGGUGAAGUGCCUCAGUAUCCACCAGUCGGAGCUGUCUUAUGUCUUCUUGUUGUACGGCCUUGUCCUGGGGACCUUCUCCUUCUUCCUUCCCUUCGGCAUCUCCUUGGUCUCCUACAUGAUGCUGGGGUCCUAUAUCGGCAAAAUCAGCCCUGUUAGUCUCCAAGGCCGGGUCAUGAAGACCAAGUCUGUUCAGAUGAUCGUGGUCACCUUCCUGAUUUUCGCCAUCUGCUUCAUGCCGCUCCACGUCUUCCGGACAGCAGGUACCGUCGUGAAAUACUACAGCCAUUCCUGCAGGCUUCUUCACGACAUCGAAGUUGCGUAUUACAUUUCUUUAGUCUUCACCACUGUCAACUGUUGCCUCGACCCCUUCAUCUAUAACUUUGCCAACGAGAGGUUUAACAAAUCCUUCUCGUCCUCCUUAAGAAGAUUGCUGUUUUCUAAAUGAAGGCGAUCCGGUGUUACAACAGCAUUGCAACCUGUCAGAGCCCUAAAAUCUAGAGCAAAGAUCUCUACUCUCCAGAGAAGCUUGUGACCAAAGAAAGGUCCUGUACUUUCAAUCCUUUGCAAACAUAAUUUAAACAGAUUUGAUUAAUUAUCCGUCUGAAUAAUAGUGUUCUCUAGUGUGAUUCUAUGAUCAAUUGGGAGUCGAUCAUAGUGUUGUGCCGGAGGAACGAGAGAUUCCUAAAGCAAUUCUCCUAAAGCGGGUAUGAAUUCAUGCCUACAUCAUGGAAAAAGGGGACACAGAUAUACAGUAGAGUCUCACUUAUCCAACAUAAACGGGCCGGCAGAAUGUUGGAUAAGCGAAUAUGUUGGAUAAUAAGGAGGGGUUAAGGUAAAGCCUAUUAAACAUCAAAUUAGGUUAUGAUUUUACAAAUUAAGCACCCAAACAUCAUGUUAUACAACAAAUUUGACAGAAAAAGUAGUUCAAUAAGCAGUAAUGCUAUGUAGUAAUUACUGUAUUUACGAAUUUAGCACCAAAAUAUCACGAUGUAUUGGAAACAUUGACUACAAAAAUGCGUUGGAUAAUCCAGAACGUUGGAUAAGCGAGUGUUGGAUAAGUGAGACUCUACUGUAUAUCUUUGGCCAGUGUUAUUGUAAAAGUAUCUACAGUAGAGUCUCACUAACCCAAGCCUCGCUUAUCCAAGGUUCUGGAUUAUCCAACGCAUUUUUGUAGUCAAUGUUUCCAAUACAUCGUGAUAUUUUGGUGCAAAAUUCGUAAAUACAGUAAUUGCUACAUAGCAUUACAGUGUAUUGAACUACUUUUUCUGCCAAAUUUGUUGUUUUGGUGCUUAAUUUGUAAAAUCAUAACCUAAUUUAAUUUUAAGGCUUUUCCUUAAUCUCUCCUUAUUAUCCAGCAUAUUUGCUUAUGCAACGUUCUGCCGGCCUGUUUACGUUAGAUAAGCGAGACUCUACUGUAUCUAUAAAUUUAGCCUCUUUUCCGUCAUAAGGAAACCAGACGCGGGUGAAAUCAAAAGUGACUCUGAACUACAAUUUGAAGGAGACCUUCCAGUAUUUUCUGAGACGGUACACAAUUUGUUUGCUCACCUUUGUAACUCUUCUGAUUGUGUUGUAUCACAUGAGCAUAUUGUUGGUUUUAAAUAAAAAUUUGGCU
Molecule: messenger RNA, 2422 nt
Organism: Anolis carolinensis (green anole)
Lineage: Eukaryota; Metazoa; Chordata; Lepidosauria; Squamata; Anolidae
Product: P2Y purinoceptor 2
Exons: 1
Coding region: 326-1255 (309 amino acids)
Biological process (GO): G protein-coupled receptor signaling pathway
Cellular component (GO): plasma membrane
Molecular function (GO): G protein-coupled receptor activity
Source: RefSeq, a predicted model, not a curated record